AUGGGCAGCGUAGGACAGCUGCCAUAUUGGCACAUGAACGUGCCGGAAGAUGAGAGGACGGAGCAGUGUCCCGAGUUCCUCCGCAACCUGAGCCCCAAGGACCUGGGUAUUAUCAGCACCCCCGAUGAGGAUUACCACAUCAUCAGCUGGCCCGAGGUUCAGGGCAUAGUAGCGGAGAAUCGCCUCGGGGACUUUCAGAGAUUGCCAUCCGAGCUGAGGAGGUAUCUGGGCUACAACUGGAAGCUCAAGCAAGAUUAUGGCAGCGUCAUGAACUUCGUCUUGAACGAGCGCCUAGGCUGGCAAGCGCCCACAGUCGCCCGAGGCCGUCCGUUCGAGCAUGAGGAGGACAUCAAGAUUCUCUGGAACGAUUGGCCCUACGGGCUCGACAAGAGGGUAGUGCACCUGGUGGUAUGGACCAAAUUCGAUCUCGAGGAAGACCCUGUCACCACAGACCUUACCGAAGCAAUGAGGAAGGAGAUCGACGCAUAUGUGAAUAAGACCUUCGGGUCGAGGCUCCCGAGAGACAACUAUACAUGGUUCAAGAACUGGAGAUCUUUGAAGUCUGUUCAAGCUGUUGAACAUUUCCACGUCAUGCUGUUCGACCCUGAUCCAGACUUCAUCGACGAAACCACAAAGGGCGAUAUACCACUUUGCCGAAAAGUGUGA
Messenger RNA from Neoarthrinium moseri, 666 nucleotides. RefSeq lists its product as uncharacterized. The transcript has 2 exons. The record is from RefSeq and is a predicted model, not a curated record. The coding region runs from base 1 to 666 and encodes 221 amino acids. Gene Ontology annotation, biological process: N-acetylglucosamine metabolic process. Lineage: Eukaryota; Fungi; Ascomycota; Sordariomycetes; Amphisphaeriales; Apiosporaceae. Gene Ontology annotation, cellular component: cytoplasm.